AUGUUGUCCGACGAGACAGAGACACUUGGCAACGAUGACUCUCCAUCUAGGGACGAGUCCAUUGAGACUUCAAACGAAUGGACAAUGAAGCCCGACGUGGUCAAAUUCCACGAAAGGGACCAGGCAUCUGGCUUUCCACGCCGGGAACUUGGUGUUACGUGGUCCGACUUGACUGUCAAAGCUAGAAGUGCGGAAUCAGCUAUUCACGAGAACGCCUUAUCACAAUUCAACAUUCCCAAAAUUAUACGGGAGUCACGAAGCGAGACGCCUCUCAAAACCAUCUUGGACAGCUCUCAUGGCUGCGUAAAGCCAGGGGAAAUGCUCCUUGUCCUUGGUCGCCCGGGAUCCGGAUGCACGACACUACUCAAUCUCCUCACCAAUAAAAGACGCGGCUACGAGCAAAUAUCUGGCGACGUGUUCUAUGGCUCCAUGAAGGCUGAAGAAGCAAAGAGAUAUCGUGGCCAAAUUGUCAUGAACACGGAAGAAGAAGUCUUCUUCCCCACGCUCACUGUUGGACAAACAAUGGACUUUGCAACUCGGCUCAAAACACCCUUCCAGUUACCCAAUGGGGUGAACAGCAAGGAAGAGUACCGUACGGAAACUAAAGACUUCUUGCUAAAGUCUAUGGGUAUUGAGCACACUUUUGACACCAAGGUCGGCGACGCCUUCGUCCGCGGUGUUUCCGGCGGUGAACGAAAGCGAGUCUCCAUCAUCGAGUGUUUGGCAUCCCAAGGAAGCGUGUUUUGCUGGGACAAUUCGACUAGGGGCCUUGAUGCCAGCACUGCAUUGGAGUAUUCCAAAGCCAUCCGUGCUUUGACUGAUGUGCUCGGUUUAGCGUCGAUUGUGACUCUCUAUCAAGCUGGCAAUGGCAUUUACAACCUCUUUGACAAGGUGUUGGUGUUAGACGAAGGCAAACAAAUUUACUACGGUCCAAUGAAAGAGGCACGCCCAUUCAUGGAGAACUUGGGCUUCAUCUGUGACGAUGGCGCCAAUGUUGCAGACUACUUGACGGGAGUUACCGUGCCCACAGAGCGCAAAAUUCGACAAGAAAUGCGUCACAAAUUUCCUCGAACCGCAGCGGAUAUUCGCAGCCAAUACGAACAGUCGCCCAUUUACAACAGUAUGAAGGCAGAGCACGAUUUUCCAACCACCGAAGAGGCCAAAGAAAAGACGGCGCAAUUCCAGCAGGCGGUUCAGCUAGCCAAGGAAAAGGGAUUGCCGAAAAACAGCCCCUUGACUGUUAGCUUUAUGCAGCAAGUAAAGGCUUGUGUGAUCCGACAGUAUCAAAUUCUCUGGGGAGAUAAAGCAACAUUCUUCAUCAAGCAAAUCUCAACUAUUGUGCAAGCUCUCAUCGCCGGUUCCCUAUUUUACAACGCUUCCCCAACGUCGGGAGGCUUAUUCGUCAAAUCGGGUGCUUGUUUCUUUGCCUUGCUCUUCAACAGUUUGCUUUCCAUGUCAGAAGUGACGGAUUCGUUCAGUGGUAGACCUGUGCUAUUGAAGCACAAAUCAUUCGCAUAUUUUCACCCUGCCGCAUUUUGCAUUGCGCAGAUUGCUGCAGAUAUACCAGUCAUUUUGGUGCAAGUCUCCGUCUUCAGCCUCAUUCUAUACUUUAUGGUUGGCUUGACAAUGGACGCGGGCAUUUUCUUUACCUUUUGGAUAAUCGUGGUCGCAACUACGUUUUGCAUGACAGCGUUAUUCAGAUCAAUCGGAUCUUCAUUCAGCACAUUCGAUGCAGCCUCCAAGGUUUCAGGCUUCAUGAUUAGUGCUUGUAUCAUGUACACUGGCUACAUGAUCCAAAAGCCACAGAUGCACCCUUGGUUCGUGUGGAUAUUUUGGAUCGAUCCCCUGGCCUACGCAUUCGACGCGCUUUUGUCCAAUGAAUUCCAUGGAAAAAGAAUUGACUGCAUCGCCAACAAUCUCAUACCCAGUGGUCCCAACUUCAAUAACCGAGACCAUCAAGCAUGUGCUGGCGUUGGUGGUGCGGUUCCCGGCCAGUCUUACGUUGAUGGCGACGCCUAUCUCGCCUCAUUGUCCUACAGCCAUGCUCAUCUGUGGCGAAACUUUGGCAUCGUCUGGGCGUGGUGGGCUCUUUUCGUCUUCAUCACAAUUGUGACCACAUCACGCUGGCGGUCUAGUUCCGAGGCCGGCCCUAGUCUUUUCAUCCCGAGAGACACUGCCCAGGCAUACAAAGCUGGUAAGCUGAAGAGAGAGAGAGACGAGGAGGGACAAAGCGAAGGCAAGGAUCAAGUCGUAUCCAGCUCAUCUUCCGGAAAUUUUAUGAGUGAGGAAGCCAGACCAGCAGCUGAGGAAUCAGCAAACGGAAAUCUCGUUCGCAACACAUCAAUAUUCACUUGGAAAAAACUCUCAUAUACCGUCAAGACACCCUCUGGCGAUCGACAACUCCUGGACAAUGUGCAAGGAUGGGUCAAACCUGGAAAUCUGACAGCACUUAUGGGAUCUUCGGGUGCUGGAAAAACGACUCUUUUGGACGUUUUGGCUCAAAGAAAGACGGAAGGGACUAUUCACGGAUCAAUCUUAGUCGACGGCAGGGCCCUUCCAGUUUCUUUCCAACGAUCGGCCGGGUAUUGCGAACAACUCGACGUUCACGAGUCGUAUGCAACAGUUCGCGAGGCUCUUGAGUUCUCCGCUCUUCUAAGACAAAGCCGUGACACCCCACGAGAGGAGAAACUGGCUUAUGUGGAUACGAUCAUUGACCUUCUGGAACUUCAUGACCUAGCCGAUACUCUCAUUGGGGAAGUUGGCGCAGGACUGAGCGUCGAGCAGCGGAAACGUGUCACGAUCGGCGUUGAACUAGUGGCCAAGCCAAGUAUUCUACUCUUCCUCGAUGAGCCUACUUCUGGUCUCGACGGACAAUCCGCGUACACCACUGUUCGGUUUUUGCGAAAACUCGCUGCAGCCGGCCAAGCUGUUCUGGUCACAAUUCAUCAGCCUUCUGCCCAACUGUUCGCCCAAUUUGACUCGCUCCUACUUCUUGCCAAGGGAGGCCAAACCGUGUACUUUGGAGACAUUGGAGAACAAGCUUGUGUCGUGAAAGACUACUUUGGCCGAGAAGGUGCCCCCUGUCCACCAGGCGUCAAUCCAGCUGAACAUAUGAUUGAUGUUGUUUCUGGUGUGCUUUCGCAGGGCAAAAAUUGGAGCGACGUCUGGCUAUCUUCGCCGGAGUACGAAAAGAUGACGGCCCAAUUGGACGAGAUCAUUGCACAGGCUGCCUCCUCUCCUCCUGGGACUGUUGAUGACGGACACGAGUUCGCGGUGCCCAUGUGGGAGCAGAUCAAGCUCGUAACACACCGAAUGAACGUUUCGUUGUACCGCAAUACUGACUAUGUGAACAACAAGUUUGCAUUGCAUAUUUUCUCCGCUCUCUUCAACGGAUUUUCUUUCUGGAUGAUUGGUGACUCAGUAGGUGACUUGCAGCUCAAGCUUUUCACCAUCUUCAACUUUAUUUUCGUCGCACCCGGUGUCUUGGCGCAGCUUCAGCCUCUUUUUAUUCACCGCCGUAAUAUUUUUGAGGCACGCGAAAAGAAAUCCAAGAUGUACUCCUGGGUUGCAUUCGUCACUGGUUUGAUUGUUUCGGAGAUUCCAUACCUCAUCAUCUGCGGAGUCUUGUACUUUGUUUGUUGGUAUUAUACCGUGGGCUUCCCAUCCAGUUCUGAACGGGCCGGCGCGACAUUCUUCGUCAUGUUGAUGUACGAGUUCCUGUACACAGGAAUGGGUCAGUUCAUUGCGGCGUACGCGCCAAACGAGGUUUUCGCAAGCCUGGUCAACCCUUUGCUUCUGGGAACACUGGUGUCGUUCUGUGGUGUUCUUGUGCCAUACUCGCAAAUUCAGCCAUUCUGGAGAUACUGGAUGUAUUAUCUCAACCCAUUCAAUUACUUGAUGGGGAGUAUGCUGGUGUUUGAUUUAUGGGGCAACAAGGUAACUUGCUCGUCAAGAGAGUUUGCCACGUUUGAUCCACCAAACGGAACGACCUGCGGAGAAUACCUAAAGGACUACCUGACGCAAGGACCGGGAAGCAUGGCGAACCUGAUCAAUCCGGACGCGACGGCGUCGUGCAAAGUAUGCUCAUAUACCGAGGCACAGGAUUAUCUUAGGACUCUUAACCUGCAAGAAUACUACUAUGGUUGGCGAGACGCGGGUAUUGUGGUCCUAAUGGUGUUUAGCUCAUACGCCCUGGUAUAUGGGCUGAUGAAGUUGAGGACGAAAACUUCAAAGAAGGCUGAGUAG
Molecule: messenger RNA, 4245 nt
Organism: Pochonia chlamydosporia 170
Lineage: Eukaryota; Fungi; Ascomycota; Sordariomycetes; Hypocreales; Clavicipitaceae
Product: ABC transporter
Exons: 3
Coding region: 1-4245 (1414 amino acids)
Biological process (GO): transmembrane transport
Cellular component (GO): membrane
Molecular function (GO): ATP hydrolysis activity; ATP binding; ABC-type transporter activity
Source: RefSeq, a predicted model, not a curated record